GGGUACAUACUAAACUAAUAAGUAGUAUACCAGUUGUACUUGAAAGUUGGCACCUGAGCCUGACGGACAGCGGAGUGCCGACUUAGAAUAGUUAAUAGAAUUGUGUCGGCUGCGGACUAACGGUUCUUACCAAAGAGUAUUUAAACACUACGUUCUUACAUUUUCAGGUUAUGUUUAUAAAAUAAUAAGAUUUAUUAGAACAUUCCUUUAUUUUAGAGUAAUGUAAAUAUUACGAGUUGCGAGACUAUUCUUAAUGAUUUGUUUCUUAAAAGGACCAUAUUAAAUAGAACUAUGAAUAAAGGAGUAGUCCAAGGAAUCUUCCUGAAGAUCCUCAAGGAAGAGGAGGAUGUAUCAGUCGGUGUUGCAGCUAUUAAAACAUUGCUUACUGUUAUUGAAAAUUACAAAGUGGGCACAGUGAGAGAACUAGAUCUGAACUUACAACUAGCUGUGGACGCAAUGAGGCACUGUGAUCAGCCUGUGGCUGCAAUAUCUUCGGGAUGUGAGUUGUUUAUGAGGUUCAUCACUUUUGCCAAGUUGGAUGUAAAGUCAUUUGAAGAAUGUGAACAGAUAAUGUUACAACGAGGAAGAAUAUUUUUAGACACAUUACUAGAAGCAAGAGGAAAAGUUGCAAAACAAGCUUUACCUUUCAUCAGAGAUGGAUGUAAAAUCCUCACACAUUCUAGAUCAAGAGUUGUUCUAGCGGCAAUGCUAGAAGCAGUAAAAGCAAAUAAGAGGUUUCAAGUUUUUGUUACAAUGUCUUGUCCAGACAAUAGUGGGGAGAGGAUGCACAAAGAGCUGGUGGCAGCUGGAGUAGAGGCGACACUCAUACUGGACUCCUCUGUGGGCUACAUCAUGGAGCAGGUGGAUAUUGUGAUGAUCGGUGCAGAGGGAGUCACAGAGAGUGGAGGCAUUAUCAAUAAGAUUGGUACAUACACAUUAGGGAUGUCAGCGUUAGAACUCAAGAAGCCAGUGUAUGUGCUGGCGGAAAGUUUCAAAUUCUCCAGAAUAUAUCCCCUGAACCAACAAGACUUGCCGAAUGAGUUCAAGUAUUUGUCGAGUGUGCUGCAGUCCAAAGACCUGUCGCGCCAGCACCCGCUAGUCGACUACACUCCGCCUGCCUACAUCACGCUGCUGUUCACUGACCUGGGAAUACUGACUCCAUCAGCUGUCAGUGAUGAACUAAUUAAAUUGUAUUUGUAAAAAAAUGUAUACCUAUUAUUUUGUU
Molecule: messenger RNA, 1225 nt
Organism: Leptidea sinapis
Lineage: Eukaryota; Metazoa; Arthropoda; Insecta; Lepidoptera; Pieridae
Gene: eIF2Balpha
Product: translation initiation factor eIF-2B subunit alpha
Exons: 7
Coding region: 292-1200 (302 amino acids)
Biological process (GO): translational initiation
Cellular component (GO): eukaryotic translation initiation factor 2B complex
Molecular function (GO): translation initiation factor activity; guanyl-nucleotide exchange factor activity
Source: RefSeq, a predicted model, not a curated record